Molecule: messenger RNA, 1491 nt
Organism: Diatraea saccharalis (sugarcane borer)
Lineage: Eukaryota; Metazoa; Arthropoda; Insecta; Lepidoptera; Crambidae
Source: the annotation of a GenBank genome assembly
AUGGAGGAAGUCGAUUCAAUAAUUCUUCAUUUCCUUCGUCAAUUGAAUAUAAAUAUUGAUCCUGAGGUAAAGAAUAUAUGUGAACUACCGGUAGAAGUAAUAAUUGAAUCAGCAACUAAAUGUCUGUGUGAAAUUAAUAAUUCAUUAAAACUGCCAAUCCAAAUGCCAUCUGGUAUUUCUCACAGGAUUGAAGUUGCCUCUCAAAUAGCAUCAAUUUGUAAGGACAUGGGUUAUAAAAAUGAUGUUGGCUAUCAAACUUUCUUGUAUCAUAAUGAAACAGAUUUAAGGCAUAUAUUUAUGUUUCUUAUUGAAAAUUUACCAAAUGAAGGCCAGCAGAACACAGUUAAAACUACAACUAAUAAUAGCAAAUCAUUGUUGUUAGGAGAAAUAAGUAAUAAAAUUGGUGAACAAAUAAAUUCUAUUUGGAUACCACCUUGUUGCAACCCUACAAAUAAAAAACAUUUUGGGGACUUUGUUUUUAAAACUGAUUCUUGGUAUGAAAGUAAAGAGGGAAGUUCCUUAGAUGAAAAGGAUUUAGUUGAAAAAUUAAGGUUAUUAAAACCUAACAAUGAAAUUGAGAAAUUAGUUACAUCACCUCAAGUGGAAGUACAAUUAAAGCAGUUUGAAAUUAAUAAAAGCUUGAAAGAGCUUAAAGAACACUCAAUUGUAUUACAUCAAAAAUUAGAUACCCUGGAAAGUGAGCAAAAUGUUAUGGAUGUUGAAUUUUCUCAGGUACAGAGAGCAUGUGAAAAAGUUGACACAGAAAUGAAGAAUGUCCUUAAUAUAUUGGAGAUCACAGGUAUAUCAGAUAUUGAUGGUGCAGUUGGCAACAUUGUGGAAAAAGUUCAUAAUAAUAUAAAUAGUUUGCAUAGGAAGAGUGAAGAGCUGACAUCUAGAAAUCUCUCACUUAAAAUAGAGUUAGAUAAAAUAAAAAGUCAGAAGGAUUUAAAUGAGUCAGAGAAAAGCAAGUGUAAAAGCAUUUUAGAGAGUUUAAAAGAAGAGGCAAGAACUAUAAAAGAUGAAUAUAACAAAAAUGAAGACACAAGAAAUCAAUUGAAAAAACUUUAUGAAAAAUCCAAAGGAGGAAAUAAGAGGUCAAUUUAUACAAAACGAAUAUUAGAAAUAAUUAGUAAUGUUGACAAACAAAAUAUGGAAAUAAAGAAGAUAAUUGAAGACACGAGGCAACUACAAAAAGAAAUUAACAGUCUCGAGGGGCAACUGGAUCGCUGUUUUUCCAUUGCAGAUGAGACAUUGUUUAGGGAUGCAAAAAAAGAUGAUCAAGCUAAGAAAGCCUAUAAAUUGUUAGCACUAUUACAUUCAGAAUGUAGUACAAUCGUGUCAUUAGUAAAUGACACAGGUAGUAUAGCCAGAGAUAUUGUCGAUUUGGAGGAUAAUAUAAAAACCGAAAAAAGUAAAAGAACUGAAGAUACCCUUAAGAAAAUUCAUUUAGAUUUGGCGACAAUGCACCAAGAAUCUCAAACAGUACUUUAG